AUGGCUACUGAACAAUGUGUGCGCCCUGUUGAAAAAACCCUACACGAAGGGAAACAUGAACACCAUCCGAGCAGUGGCCAAACUCAGGUUCAUAAGGAGAGUAAGGGUGUGAGUCAAUCACAUGGGCACAACCAACUGAGCCAUGACACACCCAAAACACAUGCCGAGUCCAAGACCGUGAGCCAUGGUGUCCAUGCUCAGCAACAUGUGGCUCAAAGCACGGCCAUGCCUACAACUUGCCAUGGAAAGAAGGAAAAGAAGAUGAAAGACAAGAAGGAGAAAGACAAGGACAGGAAGGAAAAGAAAGAAAAGAAGGAAAAGAAGACCGAGAGCAAGAAGAAGCCUGAGAAGGAGAAGAGUAAGCACAAGAAGAGCAAAGACGACAGCAGCAGUGACAGCGACUAA
Molecule: messenger RNA, 405 nt
Organism: Gossypium arboreum
Lineage: Eukaryota; Viridiplantae; Streptophyta; Magnoliopsida; Malvales; Malvaceae
Product: protein PXR1-like
Exons: 1
Coding region: 1-405 (134 amino acids)
Source: RefSeq, a predicted model, not a curated record